Mycena indigotica is the source of this 1986-nucleotide messenger RNA. RefSeq names its product Zn(2)-C6 fungal-type domain-containing protein. The transcript has 10 exons. The coding region runs from base 13 to 1986 and encodes 657 amino acids. Gene Ontology annotation, biological process: regulation of DNA-templated transcription. The record is from RefSeq and is a predicted model, not a curated record. Lineage: Eukaryota; Fungi; Basidiomycota; Agaricomycetes; Agaricales; Mycenaceae. Gene Ontology annotation, molecular function: DNA-binding transcription factor activity, RNA polymerase II-specific; zinc ion binding.
UCACAUUCCAUCAUGCCCUCUUCCAACGACAACUUGAGCUCAAAGAAGCUACCGGCCUGUGACUCCUGCAAGGCCAAGCGAGUCCUCUGCCAUCCUCAGCCGGAUGGCCAGUCUUGUCCCCGAUGUGUAGAGAAGCAAAUAUUAUGCAAAACGACGUAUGUACGACGAGGCAGACCCAAGAAAGCUGAACCCUCCUCCCAACUCUCUGUCACCCCUGCCGAUCCAGCGGUUGCUUUGCUGUCCAAUACCGAAGUCGUGAAACAUCUAUUCAAAUGCUUUACCAAACUCGCUGAACAUUGUCAUGCCAUGUUCCUCGACCUCCAGUUCGAGAAAGUCCUCACUGCAGCCUCCUGGCGGCUUGAUCUUCUGCAGCCGCAGGCUUCGGCCCUUGCCCAUUGCAUAUGUGCCGUCGCUGCGACGAUGGCUUUCCACCCAGACAUUCUUGGCUCCGACCUAGAACUGCCGGAGUCCCUUGCCGAUACCGUCUUUUUCAUUCCUGGCAACGAUUUUCGUGCGUAUGGCGCUCGGCGGGCCCAUUCUUGUCGAAUAUUAUACGAGCGGGCCCUGCGUGUUGCCACAGAGUCGUGUGUGCAGGCAGAGCCCUCAAAGUACAACACUUUGUCGUGUUUCUUGUUGGACUCUCUUGAAGAUUACGUGGAAUCAAGCUCAAGACCAUGGGCCGCGAGCUAUGUCUCCCAUUAUCGCACUUUUUUGUCGGCACUGCUGGACACCCAACCAGACAGACCACUGUGGGAAGGUUACCUCCUUUCAGAGUCCCUGCGAGCAGUAAUCCAUCGAAAACCCGUUCUUAUAACACUUGCCGACCAGCUUUCCGUUUCUCAAGGACCACCACGCACCUUGGAAUCACUCCUGGAAGCUAGUCGUCAAGAAGCGGUAUCGCCGUCGCUCAAACACCGCUCACAUUUUGCUCUUGAAUGUAUCCGCUCAUUCGUUUACUACACAACGAAGCUUUGUCGGGACUUUUACGAAAACAUCUCAGGCGAUUAUGCCAGACGACAACCCAUUUCCGAUGUUGCCUUGCGAGAUACCAUCGAAACGCUUACCUCCAUGCAGGCGCUCAUUUCCUUCUGCUUCAGCGAUAUGAACUUCCCCAAUCAAGCAGCAUUGCAACAGCUGACGGAAGUGUCGCGGCAAACCCAACGUCCGGAAACAUCACACAGCGUUCGCACAUGUGCGUUCGCGAUGUCCAUUAUGUUCGCUGCAAUGGCUUUGACUCUUCAUACGGAGCUCGAGAAGAGAGCGAAUGAAAACCCCGCAUACGAAACAAUUGCCGCGCCACCCUCUGAAUCGACUACUUCAAACAAGUCUAUCCACUCCCAUUUGACCCAAUCGUCUUGGGCGUCUGUCCGCACUUUUUUCCGAACUCAUAACCCCACCUCCACCCACCUCCAUUCCACACAAUCGCCAUGGACGUCAUCCCGCAUUGCCUUCCUACGGUCUCAGGCACACGAUCUUGUCCUGAGCGCAUUACCGGACCUGCGCCGCGUCCUGAUGUUGCAGGACUUCCCCCUUCAUGGCUUGUCUGCUAUGUGGACAAAUAUCAUGGGCUGGGCAGAGUUUUGUAUCGAAGAGGCUGACCGCGCCAGAGGCUUGGCUGGUCUAGGCGGGACACCGAAUGCACGCGGAGAGGUCAGCAUCGAAGAAACUGUCUCAACCUAUGAACAUAUUCUUCACUGGCUCAAAGGCCUCGGGUACACUCAUUCCAGCGCGCGGCUCGACACGCUCAUCACGCGGAUGGAGGCGCACCUGACCGCGUAUCGCCAGGCGUCGCAGAGUCCUCCUGACCUGGGCGACAUGUCGAUGUCGAUGUUUACCGAGCCUGCUGGACGGGAGCUGUUUUCUGCUGCGGACCCUCAGAUUGACCUGGAGAUGCUUGCGCGCUCUGGGACGGACAUGUCUUUCUUACUGGACAAUUGGAUGGCGAUCCAGAGUGGGUCGCACGCACAUAUGAAUAUGCAGAUGUAA